This is a messenger RNA of Aspergillus caelatus, 2869 nucleotides long. Its product is annotated as putative disulfide isomerase. The record is from RefSeq and is a predicted model, not a curated record. Gene Ontology annotation, molecular function: protein disulfide isomerase activity. The transcript has 4 exons. Lineage: Eukaryota; Fungi; Ascomycota; Eurotiomycetes; Eurotiales; Aspergillaceae. Gene Ontology annotation, cellular component: endoplasmic reticulum. Bases 340 to 2529 code for a protein of 729 amino acids.
CGGCCACUUUCAUCUGAAGGGAACUAAACUUAUCGAUCUCUCCGCGCUUAGGGGGUUUACCCAUUCUCACCCGCAUUCGAGACCAUCCUUCGUCUUGAGGACCUGCGGAUUUGUCCGCAGAUUUCUCUUCAAUUUGAAUACGAUCGCCUGCUUCGGUUUCACAACCGGUUUCUCUGCGGCGGCUGUGCCAGCUUGCUGUGGCCACCGAGCCGCAUUUGGACACUCGUUCUAGGGCUUCAUGCGCCACUAGUAAUAUCUUUGGCAAUCGCCCUUUGUUCUUACGUUCACUUUUCUUCGAAAACAUCGUUUCAAGGUCGUAGACCUUGAAUUACAGUCAGUAUGAGGGCAUCCUUGCUAGCGUAUUCGCUUCUCUCUUUAUUCUCUAUCCCCACUCUCGCUUCUCCUUCCGACAAGGUCCUUGAAUCCAGAAAUGGCCGACUUGUGAAGAGAGCCGACGAUCCCGUCGACCCAGGGACCCUGUCUACUACUUUUAACGGUGUUGAAGUACCUCCUAUGAAAGAUUUGACGCCUGAAAACUUCGAGGAAACCGUCAAGGACGGCUACUGGUUCAUUAAGGAAUUCUCUCCUGCCUGUCCACAUUGCCAAAAGAUCGCUCCUACCUGGCAGACACUCUAUGAGUAUUACUAUACUUCGGAUCCCUUGGCCUCCUCCUCUUCGAAACCAUCCGAUACUAAAUCUCUGAACUCCUUCCAUGGCUUCUACAAUUUCCAUUUUGCAUCGCUGAACUGCCAGGCCUAUGGCGACUUUUGCAAAAAAUUGGAUGUCAAGUACUUCCCGCAAUUCUCUUUGUAUCACAAUGGUGAAAGGGUGGAGGAGUUCACUGGAAAGAAAUCCAUGGAAGGUCUGAGCGAGUACAUUGAAGAUAAACUUGAAUCGAUCAAGCCAGGGUCUCGUCCUGCGAAGGGAGUCAACCUACCGAAGCCCGGCGCCAAGGGCGUGGAUACGAAGGCUGAACCAGAGGUCCCUGCUGCUAAAGACAAGGACCCCGAGGCAGGCGCCAAGGCUGGUGAAAAGCACAAUGAGCAGGUUUCUGCCGAGGAUGCGUCUUCCGAGAAAACCUCUACGUUGAAGACUAAAACGAAACCGAAAGGGGGUCCAGCAAACCCUCAAGGAAUCUCUGUUCCCCUCACCGCCGAGAGCUUCCAGAAACUUGUUACGACCACGCAGGAUCCCUGGUUCAUUAAGUUCUAUGCCCCAUGGUGCCAUCAUUGCCAGGCACUUGCCCCUAACUGGCAGCAAAUGGCCAAGGAAAUGCAAAAUGUCCUGAAUGUCGGAGAAGUAAACUGCGACGCUGAGCCCAGACUUUGCAAAGAUGCUCAUGUAUCGGCCUUUCCCACAAUGUAUUUCUUCCGGGGUGGUGAGAGGGUCGAAUACAACGGUCUUCGGGGCCUAGGCGACCUAGUCAACUAUGCCAAGAAGGCAGUUGACGUUGGCUUGGGUGUUCAGGACGUCGACGCCACUUCCUUCAAGGAGCUGGAGGAGAAGGAAGAAGUCAUCUUCUUGUACUUUUACGACCAUGCUACGACAUCUGAGGAUUUUGAGGCUCUAGAGCGCCUAACUCUUAGCUUGAUCGGCCAUGGACGAAUUGUGAAGACUAACAGCGCAGCCCUGGCUGAACGGUUCAAGAUUUCAACAUGGCCCCGCCUUCUUGUUGUCCGAGACGGUCGAGCCAACUAUUACACUCCGAUUGCUCCCAAGGACAUGCGAGACUUCAGACAGAUUUUGGGAUGGAUGCGCACUGUGUGGUUACCCAUCGUCCCCGAACUUACCGCCUCCAAUGCUCGGGAAAUCAUGGAUGGUAGGUAUGUGGUUCUCGGAAUUCUAAGCCGGGGACGCUCGGACGAAUUCCUGCAGUCAAAGAGGGAGCUGAAGAGCGCAGCUCUUGAAUGGAUGGACAAGCAGGUUCAGUUGUUCCAAUUAGAACGGGCAGAACUUCGGGACGCCAAACAGCUCCGCAUUGAGGAGGCUGAUGACCGUAACGACCAGCGCGCGUUGCGAGCUGCCAAAAACAUGCGCAUCACAAUCCGUGAAGAUGACAAGAAACAGGUCGGCUUCGCUUGGGUUGACGGCGACUUCUGGGAACGGUGGUUGAGAAACACGUAUGGUAUUGAUGUGGCAAAUGGGGAACGAGUCAUCAUCAACGAUCACGAUAACCGACGGUACUGGGACUCAUCUUCGAGCGGGUCUCCCAUCCUGGCCUCACGUACUUCUAUUCUCGAAACUAUUCCUCUUGUGAUCGCCAACUCCCCUAAGCUGACACCGAAGUCCACUGUCGGCACUUUUGAAUCUAUCUUUUUCUUCGCUCGGUCCUUCAUCGUCAACCACCCCAUACUCUUCGUCCUCAUCCUGAUCUUCUCGGUUGUUGGCGCGACGUUGUUGGCUCGAGCCAGGGGCCGGCGUGCCGGCCGCGGUGGCAUUCUUGGUGUCACUAACGGCAGCAAUGGUUUCUUUCACCUUGAUGGGAAAGAAGGUCUGUUGAACGGCGGCUCAACCGGGAAGGUCGAUUAGUUGACAGUAUAUGAUCCGGAAGAAUCAUUUGUACAGUUAUUAUAUUCAUUUUCACCUCUUUUUUCUCUCGUGACCUUUCCCUCCCUCCCUCCUUCAUUUCGCUCGCGUCGAUUUCACGUGGUUUUUCUAUUGGAUUUGUAACGUUUUAACUGUGUUCUAUAUCUUGGUAUUGAUGAUGCCCUUCAUAUAUCUCGUUCCAUUUUUACACUGGUCUCCUGGUUCCGGCGGCGUUCGGGCGAGUGUUGUGCUGUCGGCAGGCUCCUCCAUAAUUUGUAUCAGACACGCGAGUGUCUCCUUAGUACCUAUACAGAUUACAAAAAGCAAUCAUUUUACAUUGCCA